AUACCAAGUCUGCACAACUUGUUGUAUUGCUGUAACUGUUUGACAAUUGGCAAUCAUGAGCGUCAGUGACUUUGUGAUUCUCCCUGGUUCAAAAACUGGAGUCUCUGUAAAACUGAAAGCAAAAAGUAUACGAGAGUUGCAGUUGGAGAAGGUUCAGCUGGAACUUGAAAAUAAAGAGAUGGAGAAGACACUUCAGCAGCUACAAUCAAACAUGAGCAGAGAAAAACAAGAGAGGGAACGAGCAAGUGCAUAUCGCUGGAAAUCAGGCCAAGCUGGCCUGGGCAUGCAGCCCCAACUGUUGUUGCAGAACAAAGAGAAUGUUGGAAAGGUUUCAUCAGGCAAGAUAAAACUAAGAAUACUCAAAGAACAAAUUCCAGCUCCAGAGCCAGCUAAGCAGCCGCUCGCAAGUAAAGUAGCAAAAGAUGCAGCCCCUGAAAAGCCCAAAGUGAAGGGAAAGGCAUGUGGGCAGUGUGAGACGAAGACUGCGCUCUUGGUGUGCUUAGAGUGCGGAGAAGAUUACUGUCCUAGCUGCUUUGCCAGAGUGCACCAGAAGGGGGCACUUAAGCUCCACAGAACUACUUCUUUGCAGGCAAAAGCACGUAUACCAAUAAGGAAACUGGAGGCUGCUCAGCAGUUCUUGAAAACAAUAAAUCCUGAGGAAUCUAAUGGCUGCAUAAAUAAUGGACUGAAGAAGGAAGUUAAUGAUAUAUUAGUGAAUACUUCAGACAUUCCUUCACCUUUACCAAAAAUGCCAGCUUACAAUAUUGAGGAAGCGUCUACAGAACCUUCUGAGGAGGAUAGGCCUGAGAGCCAGAGUGGUGGGUCUUUACUGCAUGGUGUGUUUGACGAAGAAGAAUCUGCAAAGUCUUUUCAGGAAGCUCUGAAUCAGUGGAGAAGUAGAAAUCACUCUCAGAAAUCUAAGGAAGAACGUUCCUGUCAGGUUGGACCAGAAAAUACUGGUUCCUGUCAGGUGCAGACAAGCCCUCAAGUUGCGAAGAAAGCUGUUGAAAUUGAAUUCAAUGAAGAUGGCUUGAAGUAUAUGGAAAGAUUAUUGAUUAAGAAGCACAGAAGAACUCCAGUUGAUAAGUUGCCAGAUAGUAUUAUAACAGAUGAACUGAAACUUGAAAAGCCACAGAUUAAUGAACCUGAUGACACUUGGGUUGGAGGAGAGGAUGAUGAUGAAGAAGACGACGAUAUAGCAGUUGCUCGUUUUGAAGCUAAAGAAAUGAGAAAGUACUGGGCAGAUGUUUCCAAACGAGAAGAGCCCGAGGCGCUUCUUGCGAACGUUGAGCCCUCUCUGGAAAUCAGGGUCCUUGAAGAUGCUUGCAGAGAGGAGCCAGAGGAACUUGCCAAUUUUGUGGUGUCAGAAGCUGGAUCUGAUGAUUUGAUUGAUUACAGUGGUCCCAUGUCGGAAAAUCAGAAAACCAAACCUGACGUUUUUCUGGCGCAAGCUGGCAAUAUUACCACCAGAUCAUCGCUUUCAUCUGCAGCUCAGAAAGAACAGUGUGUAAAUGUGCUUCACAAUAAACAGGAAGAAGCACCUCGAGCAAGAGCACCUUUUGCAGAGUCAGGAAGAGCAGAUGGCGCUUGGGGCUGUUCCGGCGCGGAGGAAACGGUUCCUAGCACCCCUUUUAAAGGAGCUGCAGCAAAAGAGAAGCAUUCCAAGACAAGGAAGAUCAGCACUUGCAAGAAAUCUGAGCAGGACAGAUUGGCUCCGAGGGAACCUUGCGUAGUGAUGUCCGCAAAGUCGCUCGAAGCAUCGCCGCUUGCUGUCAAGUCUUCAGUGUUGUUACAGGAAAUAGCCCAGAAGGAGAAACCUAGCUGCGCCCUAUAUCGAGGGCUUGAGGAAUUCUUUACAAUGGAUACAAGCUGUGAGCAAGUUAUGACGGAAUCGUUUCCUUCGCCACGUGCAGGCAGGCAAUCGCCAAGCAGUGGUAUUUCAUUUUCAGGGUCUCAGCCGUGGAUGAGGCAGUUCAGCUUAAGUGAAUGUGCUGAUGAGUCUGUAGUGCAAGAUGUCUUGGAAAGAGAGCUUGGCAGACCAUCAAGUAGACUGGGAAGGCAAAGCCCAGGUCCAAGAGCUUAUCGGUCGAAGUUGUCCAUCGGAAAUGCUUCUGUGAGGCCCCUUUCUGCAAAUAUUCCUUUUUGCAGAACCAUCACGCCCACACUUCGCCCUUCUUCAGUUCUUCAGACAGGAUCUGAAAGCUCAGCUACCUGGCCUUUAUCCCGAGCAGCUUCUGAAAUUUCAGAAAUUGAAGGCAUUGAUGUCACCGAACAUGAUGAUCCUUUCUUGGAAUACAGUACUGAUCAACAAGCCUUAGCAGAUUUAGAAGACGAAUGGCAAAGUAAUGCGGAUCCUUGGGAAGAAUUCAGUGACUUAAGCUCUGGAGACUUCAGUAGACAUUCAAAGGGGGCAUGUCAGAAUCAUCCCGAUUUCCGUAAUAGCCAUGAAAUAAAAGACUACAGUAAAGGUGAUGUUAUAAGAGUUUAUGAUGAAAGCCAUACAGACGAUGAGGAAGACCAGAGGGACAAGCAGCAGGUGAUAGAAUUGCACUGAAAAACACACACAGAAACACGCACACAGAGGAAUCGAACUUGAUGUACCCUUCUGCUUCAAUCCAUAUAAAAUCAUCAGGCCGAGGCGCUUAUCUCCCCAGCAUGGCAGGUUAACUGAGCUGAUGUGAAGACAAAUCUCAAAUAAAUAAAAUGCAUGUUGAUGCAGAAAAACAAACAGAAAGAAACGAGUUUGGGCUCUUGC
This is a messenger RNA of Lacerta agilis (Sand lizard), 2755 nucleotides long. It is a transcript of the gene ZBBX, whose product is annotated as zinc finger B-box domain containing. The transcript has 19 exons. Gene Ontology annotation, molecular function: zinc ion binding. The record is from RefSeq and is a predicted model, not a curated record. Gene Ontology annotation, biological process: cilium movement. The coding region runs from base 56 to 2554 and encodes 832 amino acids. Lineage: Eukaryota; Metazoa; Chordata; Lepidosauria; Squamata; Lacertidae. Gene Ontology annotation, cellular component: motile cilium.